This is a messenger RNA of Oncorhynchus mykiss (rainbow trout), 3290 nucleotides long. Its product is annotated as neutral cholesterol ester hydrolase 1. Gene Ontology annotation, molecular function: carboxylic ester hydrolase activity. Gene Ontology annotation, cellular component: membrane. The record is from RefSeq and is a predicted model, not a curated record. NCBI's taxonomy places the organism in Eukaryota, Metazoa, Chordata, Actinopteri, Salmoniformes, Salmonidae.
AAGAUAGGUAGAAACUGCUUCUGCAAUAGAAAUCCCCGAGAACACUUGUAGGCGAUGUGAUGGCUACGUUGGCUAGUUAAACUCAUGCGUAGAAACACGUCGACGGGUGUAAUGGUCGUGUCAUGCAGAAAUGCGAACGUCAAAUCAGGCAUUCCUUAAAGUUGUUUUUGACGAACAUGAAAACGUGACAGUUUGCGAUGUUGCGUCUCUGGGUUUACUGGGUUUAGAAACUCUGUGCCUUCAUGCUACGGUUAUGAGGCUCCGCUGGUCCGGGGGCGUGCUGCUGUCGGUGGCGGCUGCCUACUACGUCUAUACUCCGUUACCGAGUGCGGUGAGCGAGCCCUGGAAGCUCAUUCUGCUGGACGCGCUGUUCCGGAGCUUCAUACAUGCGGGUGAUGCGGCGCAAGCUCUAGGGGUGUGUCACAGUGUUCAUAUGUUGAAUUCUGUGGUGUCUCGGUUGGAGGUGAUUGAGCCAUGGUCUAGUCCUACUGUACGUGUCACUGACUCCGCCUUGGGGGGCGUGCCCGCACGAGUGUUCCAGCCAGUUGGAGGAGGAGCCAAGCUCAGGAGAGGAGUGCUUUACUUCCAUGGUGGGGGAUGGGCCCUUGGCAGCGGACGAAUGAGAUCUUAUGACCUGCUGUGUAGGAGGAUGGCUGAAGAGCUGGAUACAGUCGUUGUGUCAGUUGAUUACCGCUUGGCCCCUGAUUCAGUGUUUCCAGACCAGUACCAUGAUGCUCUAGCAGCGUCCAGGGCCUUCCUGUCCCCAGAGGUCUUGCAGCGCUUUGGGGUCAACCCAGCCAGGGUGGGGGUGUCUGGAGACAGCUCUGGGGGGAACCUCGCUGCAGCCGUGGCCCAGCGGAUUUCUGCAGAUGACAGUAUGAGUGUGAAGUUCAGUAUCCAGGCGUUGAUCUACCCAGUCCUCCAGGCUCUAGACCUGAACACCCCGUCCUACCAACAGAACCACAACGUACCCAUCCUGCACCGACACCUCAUGGCCAGGUUCUGGCUGAUUUACCUGGGGGCUGAUCCCUCUCUCCUCCCUCAUCUCCUCUCCUCACCCUCCUCCCUCCUUCAUCCCUCCAUCUCUCCUUCCAUCCGUUCUCAUCUCAACUGGACCUCCCUGCUCGCGGCCAAACACCAAAAGCAUUACCGUCCCGUUGGCAUGGAGACUGGGUCGCGGGAGGUCACGGGGAUAGUGCCGGGGUUGGUGGAUGUGCGAGCGGCGCCGUUGCUUGCAGAACAGGGGAUUCUGGGUAGAACGCCGCGAGCGUACGUGAUGACGUGUGAGUUUGAUGUUCUGAGGGACGAUGGGUUGAUGUACGCCAGGAGACUACAGGACGCGGGCGUCACGGUUACCAGUGUUCACUAUGACGACGGUUUCCACGGCUGCAUGGUCUUCUCCUUUUGGCCGUUUUUGUCCUCCGUUGGCCAGAGGAGUCUGGACAACUACAUCCAGUGGCUAGACGACAACCUCUAGAACAGCCAUACUCAACAGGCGGACCGCGGUCUGGAACCGGACCCAGAAGAGGGUCAAUACGGACAGUGUGUUUAAAAUCUAUUUUUUAAGAAAUCAAUCAGGCUUUAAACUUACUGCUGUUGAGUAGUUAUCAUGGGCAGGGGACUCGACCCCAAGGGGGCCCCCAUGGAUUUUGUUGAAUCACUCAGGUAUCAUAUGAACACACAUAAGAAGACAUGGCAAAAUGUGUAGAAUUGCAAGAAAUUUGCUUUAAAACUGCUACGUUUGUUCUCCGCCAGCAGAAGGGGUGUGAAUUGUUUGAACAGUUUAGAGUUACAUGCGUUGCGAAGGGCGGGUUUGUUACUACGCCGACAGAUGACAAUACCCAUCCGGACCGACCUUUGCCACUUAGGAAAUUUGUGUGACCAGACCAUCUAAAAUAGUAGUCUAGACCACGACAGAACCCUAUGGAACCCAAGUUAUGUUGAGAAUCAAAACUAUAGGAUUACAACCUAGAACCCAAUAGGAGCACCACUAGGACUAAAAUGUCCAGGCAACCAGACAACCACACCUCCCAUGCCUCUUUCCUUUUGACUACCUAGCUGAUCCUGUGGUUGUUCAAUGUAAAGACCGUGAACUGUCAGCUGUCUAUGGAAACUGAUUUAAAGCUUUGAAUGCUAACAGUCUGAUACACUGAAAGACUGACCAACAUACACAUCUGUGUGGAAUCUCUGGGUUGUGCAAUAAUAUGUUGUAUUUAUUUAUUUGACCAUUCCAAGCAUAGAGAAGCAGGCAGAAGAGGGCCAAAAACAGACCUCACCACAUGUUUUAACUACAGCCCCCGAGGAACAGUGUUUUACCAGGGUAUAGGACCACUAAGAGAGAAUCUGACACGGCAUGAGACCAGACAGGCUGAAAAGUAUUUUUAUAGAUAUUAUUUUAGAAAUGAAGUAACUCACUGGGCAAAAAUGGUUGAAUCAGCAUUUUUUCCACUUAAAAAACAUCUGUGAUGGAAAAUUGAUUGGAUUCGCAAAAAGUCAUUAACCUAAGGGAAUUUUGUCAUUUUUUUCACCCAACUUUUGACCUAAAUCCAAUGACAUGGUGAAAUUGUUUGUUGAUUUCACGUUGAAUUUACGUUAUUGACAACUCAACCAAAUGUAAAUCAAAACUACACGUUGAAAUGAUGUCUGUGCCCAGUGUGAAAAUAUGUUAUGUGCAGAGAGAACAUUGACCAUAGAACGUGUGUGUUUUUUUAGUAUAAGGAAUGUUGUCUGUUCUAAAUCCGUCAAAGGAUCAGGUGUUUGUGUUAUGUGAAGAUAUAAAGCCACGUGAACCAGGAAUUCCAGGUAUUCCAAAUGGGCUGUCCUCCUUUCUCACACAAUGUACGUAGCUGUUGGUUUGGCGUAUUAUGUUGUGUUUUCCUUUUGCCUGCUAUUUGUUGACCACUCGGACAUUUCAAUGUACUUUAGGCCUGGCCAAAGUCAUACAUUUAGACAUAUGUCUCUGGGCCUGGCUAUUGACCCUGGGUGUAAUACCACUACUAGACAGAUGGUGACACUGUUGUGCCCUACAGAUUAGAAAACCCCUUCCAAGAAUCACCUGACUGUAAACUGGUAGGGAACAAAGGCCUCCGUUUGAGCUUAAACUGUGAAGUUUUAUAUUAUCACUGGAGAGAAUUUAAACUAAUGAAUAUAUGUACAUAAAAUAUAUAUUUUAUCUGAUGUUGAGUCUAAAUGGAUCUGAAGUUUCAGUGGCUUGGUUCAGCUAACUUCCUGUUCUGAGCACAGUAUUGUAAUAUACACUGCUCAAAAAAAUAAAGGGAACACUAAAAUAA